AUGCGCAAAAGUGAGUCAGGCUCUCGCCACCCUCCGCCAGAGGCAGCAGCCGCUGAACUGAGCCGCCCGAGCACAGCCUCCGAAAGGCGCUCCCGGCGUUUUCCGAUUGGCUCCGGCUUCUCGCUCGAUCGUCCACUGCCGCCUUCUCGGAACGCUCCUGACGUCACGCAGAACUGCCCGAAGGACAACCCGAGCGGUUCCGAGCUGCCGCCGAGCUCUUCCGAAGCCCUCCUCACAGGAACGCCGCCAUUUUCCGAAAGCUUCGCGAAAGGCCCUCGAGAGGCUGCCGUUCAAAACUGA
Messenger RNA from Podarcis lilfordi (Lilford's wall lizard), 300 nucleotides. The record is from the annotation of a GenBank genome assembly. Lineage: Eukaryota; Metazoa; Chordata; Lepidosauria; Squamata; Lacertidae.